Peromyscus eremicus (cactus mouse) is the source of this 1613-nucleotide messenger RNA. It is a transcript of the gene Cers4, whose product is annotated as ceramide synthase 4. Gene Ontology annotation, biological process: ceramide biosynthetic process. Gene Ontology annotation, cellular component: membrane. Bases 147 to 1328 code for a protein of 393 amino acids. The transcript has 11 exons. NCBI's taxonomy places the organism in Eukaryota, Metazoa, Chordata, Mammalia, Rodentia, Cricetidae. Gene Ontology annotation, molecular function: sphingosine N-acyltransferase activity; DNA binding. The record is from RefSeq and is a predicted model, not a curated record.
CCGGAGGUCCCCUCCCGCUUGAUUUCCUCCCCCGUGGGUGGAGGCCCUGAGGAGAGCAGAGUCCCUCCGUCCAGCGCCGUCAGCCGCGUGUCUACUGCAUCUUCGGGUUCGCUGAUCUCCACCCCGCUUGGGCCUGCACCCCCAGCAUGUUGUUGAGCUUGAAUGAGUGGCUGUGGCAGGAGAGGUUCUGGUUACCACCCAACAACACAUGGGCAGAGCUGGAGGACCGAGAUGGCCUGGUGUUCGCCCACCCUCACCACAUGCUUGCUGCCUUGCCAAUGGCUCUGGUCUUGGUGGCUCUCCGCAUCACCUUUGAGAGAUUUGUGGCCUUGCCGCUGAGCCGGUGGAUGGGUAUACGGGAUCAAAUCAGGAGGCAGAUAAAGCCCAACCCAGUGCUGGAGAAAUACUUCCUCAGGAUGGGGCAGAGACCCGUGGAGACCCAGAUGGUCCUCCUGGCUGCCCAGUGCGGUCUCACACUGCGACAGACUCAGCGCUGGUUCAGGAGACGUCGGAACCAGGAUCGGCCUCGCUUGUCCAAGAAAUUCUGUGAAGCCAGCUGGAGGUUUGUCUUCUACCUGUGUUCCUUCGUGGGUGGCAUCUCUAUCCUCUACCAUGAGCCAUGGUUGUGGACAGUGGCAUUGUGCUGGGAAAAUUAUCCAUACCAGACCCUGAAUGUGGCCCUGUACUGGUGGUACCUCAUGGAACUGGGCUUCUACAUUUCACUGCUAAUCACUUUGCCCUUUGACAUCAAACGCAAGGACUUCAAGGAGCAGGUGGUGCACCACUUUGUGACCGUGGGGCUGAUAGCCUUCUCCUACAGCUCCAACUUGUUGCGCAUUGGCUCUGUGGUACUGCUGCUGCAUGAUUGCUGCGACUACCUGCUGGAGGCUUGUAAGAUGUUCAACUACACCCGCUCUCGGCGAGUGUGCAACGCUCUCUUCAUCAUCUUCUCCUUAGUCUUCUUCUACACUCGCCUCAUAUUCUUCCCCACUCAGGUCAUCUACUCUACUCUGUUUGACUCCAUCAAGAGCUCAGGCCCCUUCUUUGGGUACUACUACUUUAAUGUGCUCCUGGUGAUGCUGCAGAUUCUUCAUGUGUACUGGUUCUACCUUAUCCUGCGAAUGAUCUGCAGUUUCCUGAUGAAGGGUCAGAUGGGAAAGGACAUCCGUAGUGAUGUGGAAGAAUCAGACUCCAGCGAUGACGAGGCAGUUCCUGAAGGUCCCCAGCUGAAGAAUGGGAAGGCUCGAGGGUCGGGACCAGCCAUCGCCAAUGGCCCUCGGAGCCGGGCAGCUGGGCGCCUGGCCAAUGGGCAUACCCAAGCCACAUAACAACCUAGGACUGACAUUGUGGGGUUUUCUCCAGCAUUGUGGAUAUCUGGAUGCUGGGCUGGUGACCCUGGGAGACAGGGAGGCCCUCCCCGAGGUAGGAAGAGGACUGAUGAUCUGUUUCCAGCACUUCCCUCCUGUCUCUUCUCCCUUUAUCCCUUUGAGCAACUGGACAGAGCCUGGGGGAGCAGUGGACUCUGCAUCUGGCCAGAGCCACCUUCAGGCUGUAGCCUGGGGGCUGUGAAGAACCUCGGCUUUAAGGACCAAUAAAAUUUCAACAGAGAUGAA